AUAAGAGCAGAGGCCGAAAAAAAAUCUGUGAGUAGAACCAAGAAAGGCGUACCCUGCACACCUAUUUCCUGUUCUGUAUUAUCUGAGUCUUCAACUGAAAAGAGGCGGACGAAUUGAGGAGACAAAUUCAGGAAAGAAAUGAGGAAUGCACCUUGCAUUAUAGCAAUAUUAUGGGUGGUUCUUACAUUUGGGAGUCCACACCGCCAAGCGCAUGCCAAUCACGCUAUUUAUCCCAAAACUUACUCCGACAGUGUUGAUGGCCUGAUAAUAAAACAAUUCGCAGGUUUGAACGGCCGGGUUGGUCAAGAGGUUGGGAAUGGCAGGACUCUCAAAGAUACGGAGAACUUCCAACUUAUUAGAGAACUAGAAAGUGACCCAAGCUACAGCGAAAUGAAGCCCAGUUUGAUGUAUGAUCAGUCAAGUGGAAAAGGUCAUCUAAGCAAAGGCAGAAAAAGUGCAGCUAACGCUAUGGAGAAGAGAAUACAAAAACGUCAUAUAAAGAAAUCAAAGAAAACAAAGAAAUCAAAGAAACGUGGAAGCAAGGAUCGCAUUGUGAACGCAAUGCUGGGAACAGUGACAUUCAACGUAGGUCUCCAUCCUACUGUUGUGCCUGAAUACGAAACGCGAAGAGCAAAGUUUAUUGAAAUAAUAGAAAAUGGUUCUCUUCCGGGAGAUGUCGUCUGCUUGCAAGAGGUUUGGGAAGCAGAUGAUCUUAGAGAAAUUAUCUCCAAGACGCGGACAGAUUUUCCAUUUUCCGUCAGCGCCCUGCAUCAGACUAUAGAUGGCGACACUGUCUUCCCUACUGCUAAUCCUUCAAUACCUGCUUGUACCCUUGCUGAGGUGAAUGCGGUAUCCCAGUGUUUUUUUAACAACUGCCUGGCGAACAAUGCGACAGACUUGUUCCUGUGUUUCGUUGGGAACUGCGUACCAGAGUACCAGGCGCUCUCCCAAGUCUGUUUAGCUUGUCUUCUGGCACGGCAGAGCCGCAAUCCCAAAGAAUUGCUUGCUUCUUUCAAUAGAACUGAGUUUUGUGCUACAACCCCGUACGAAGUAACCUACGGCUUGGUGAUACUUAGCAAACGACCGAUAGAGGACGCCUCGUUCGUGGACUACCACGAGGGAUAUUCAGUGAGUGUGCCACGCGGGUAUCUGCGUGCCAAGGUCAGUGAUAUCCAUGUGUUCUGUACUCACACCACCCCUGUUUUGACUGAUGUUUACAUAGAUGGCCGUUUCAGCAGUUACGCUGAGCAGAGUUUAUACGAACUCGGAACGCUCCUGAACGCCGCAAAUCCUGACCUCGAGAGAUCUCUUCUUCUUGGAGACUUUAAUACUUCUCCGAGUAUCCCGGAUGCAAACAUUACGUCACAGCUACCCCUGUCCUAUGAUCUCUUGGUCCAGAAUUACUUUUCCCCUUAUUUGGAAACCGUUACGUUAUGCACGUUCUGCUAUGACAACUGGCUGACGUAUAAUUUGUCUAAUGUUAUUAUAGAUCACGUGCUUGUACCCAAAUCCUGGAGGGACCUAAUAAUGGCGAAGGUAAAUAGAGAGGCCACGCCACUGAGAAUAUUUGAUGGAGAUGACACUGUGUCGGACCAUUACGGCGUAGCUUUGUUCAGCCAAGAAAAUCAAGAGGAAUAAAUGAGAGCUCUCUCGACAUAUCAUUACAUUUACUGGACAUUGCAUCGCCAGCCUGCUCGGUAAAACGACUGAUGAAUCAAGCCAGGGAGUGUGCAAUCCUUCUUUAUAUAUGCAGUCUGAAUAGGCACACGGCCGAUGGCAGCUUUCCCCAAAUACGCCAGGACAUGCCGCUUUUGCUUAAUAAAGAAAACCCUUAUGUAACAUUACCAGUUUUUAUGCUGAAUUGUUCAGCAAGGGUGUAGCUACAUACAUUUACGCAAGUUCUUUGAUCGGGGAGAAACUUUGAACAGACUUUGACAUGCCAGAUCUAAACUUGUAAAACAAAAUUCAUAGAGUCAUGUCUAUAGCAGAGGGAUCAAGGGGCAUCUAUUAAAAUUUGGUAUUUCAAAAGCACAGCUAACUCUACUUAUUACUGUUUUCAAAAUUGUCCUCAGGCAGUGAUUUACGUCAAUUGUUUUCCUCCAUGGCAGUACUUCUAUACCAGACGGUGACAGAAAAUGUCAAUACAUCGCAAAUUAAUUACCACCUGGCAAAACAAUACGAACAGGGUUGACAAAUAAGCACCUCACACGCUGCAGAAAUACGUCCCCCGCUGAACUUUAAAAACAUGUUUUCUAGAUUGCAUUGCAUUUUUCAAGGUCAUUUGACACACGCAUGUAUUCACUCAGUAAAAGU
Molecule: messenger RNA, 2313 nt
Organism: Lingula anatina
Lineage: Eukaryota; Metazoa; Brachiopoda; Lingulata; Lingulida; Lingulidae
Molecular function (GO): catalytic activity
Source: RefSeq, a predicted model, not a curated record